Molecule: messenger RNA, 858 nt
Organism: Parascedosporium putredinis
Lineage: Eukaryota; Fungi; Ascomycota; Sordariomycetes; Microascales; Microascaceae
Source: the annotation of a GenBank genome assembly
AUGUCGGAACCAGAGUCCGAACCCGAGCCUCUACUGCAAGCUCAGUCUCCGCACAAUGAAUCUGCGGCCCCGCGGGAACUCUUGUCGACGGACGAUGGCAAAGUCGAAGUGCAGCCGAAGCCCCGCGUCGAUCUAGGAUACGCCCAGUAUGACGGCCGUUACCUUUCCAACGGCGUGAACCAGUUCAAAGGCAUGCGCUAUGCCGCACCUCCCUUGGGCGACUUGAGAUGGAGGGCCCCGAGGGCCCUCUCCGUGAGAGAACCCGGGACGCCGAUGCUGCUCCCCGUCUGGGUGUAUAUUCAGGGCGGAGGGUACACGGCCAACAGCAACCCAGAUUACAUCGGCGCCACGGUGGUCGAAGAGUCCGGCAUGAAUGUCAUCCUCGUCAACUUCAACUACCGCGUGGGGCUUUGGGGCUUCCUCGCCGGCGAGCAGGUCCGGGAAGACGGAGACCUCAACGUCGGCCUCCUCGACCAACGCCAACUACUCAAAUGGGUCAAGACUCACAUAGCCAAGUUUGGCGGAGAUCCCGACCGCGUCAUCAUCCACGGCGUUUCUGCCGGCGCCGGCUCCGCAGCCCUCCACCUCACCGCGUUCGGAGGCCGAGACGACGGCCUCUUCUCGGGCGUCAUGACACAAUCCGUCUUCUUUCCCGCUCACCAGAAGCUUCGCGAUCUCCAGUAUCAGUUCAAUAAAACCCUCGAGCUUGCCGGAUGCUCACCCGACCACGAGCCCAUGUCCUGUCUCCGAGCAAAGACGUCUCGGGAACUUCAGACGGUCGUCAACCGGGCCCUCGCCUUCCCGGGAGAGCCUCGGCCUCGCGCUGGUAUUGGACCCCUUGCGUCGACGGCGACCUGA